AUGUCCGUCACCACAACAACAGCGACCGCCGCAUACGCGCCGACCCAUCGGUCUCUCGCCAACCAGCCGCGCUCUCUUCGCAAAGCGACCAGCUUCACAAGCGCUUUCCCCUCCGCCGCAACCGCUUCUUCUCCCAGCCUCAACUCGCUUUACAACGCCCAUUCGCGUCUCACUCCUUCGCACAAGACUCUCCCGCGGAAAUCCUCCCUUGCUGCCCUUACUCCCAACUCGCUCGCCUCCAUUCCCGAUGUGAGCGAGUCUUACGCCUACAACAGCGUGCUAGCCGACUCGCCCGAUCGCAACAUGGCGCCCACCACUCCCGGUAAGCCCGGGAAUGAUUUUGUCAUUGGCGAUGUCGUCGAAGUGCCGGGCAACAUGCUCGCUACUGUCCGAUUUAUCGGUUCGGUUCAGGGAAAGAAGGGCACUUUCGCUGGGGUGGAGCUGCAUCCAGAGUUCUCACAGCGGGGGAAGAACUCUGGUGAAGUAGAAGGUGUUUCAUACUUCACGACGACUUUGCCCGGCGCUGGUAUUUUCCUGCCUGUCACGAAGGCUGUAAGGCGAGACUCUCCCCCCGGCUCCUCCGCGAGCUCAUUCCCACAUACACCCACGGCGAGCACAUUGGGUGGCCUGAAAGUCGGCAACCAGAACUCGACAAACUUCACUCCUCCUACGCCAUCGCUGCCCGCAUUUAGCAAAUCCGUCGGCCCUGGCAUUGGACGUUCUACUAGUCCUGGACUGAAGAAGCCAAGCAAACCCUCCCUGCGCCCAGAGUCGCCGUCGCGCAAACUGCAAAUGACGCCUGGGCCGAGGCCUUCACUGGCAACCCCCAACAGAGUCCCUUCCAAGUACACGUCUCCUACUGGCAAUAGAUUUGCUCAGAGCGUGCGUGGAACGGCUGGGGAUCCUAGCAAGACACCCGGCAGACUCGACAGGAAACCUAGCGUGGGACCUCGCAGUGCUUCUGCCCUGGGCCUGUUUGACGAGGAAGCCACACCCACCGCCUUGCAGCGGACCAAAACAAACGGAAGCGUAACGUCGGUCUCGUCAUAUAGCUCACAGUUUCGGGUUCCUUCGCGUGCGGGCUCCAGAGCAGCAUCGAGGGCAACCAACGAUCAUGAGGUGGAACGGUUGAGGACACAGCUUGAGGAUCGUGAGAGACAGUUGAGAGACCAAGCAGCCACGUUAGCAGAGAUGGAAAGCAGUCUUACUGAGCUGCAGACACUAAUGGAAAACUCCGACAUGACAGCCAUGAAACGAAAUAGUCUCGAUGAUAAGGACUCCGCGCAACUUCGAAUGCUGGUUAGAGAAAAGAACGACAAGAUCGCCAUGCUUACGGCCGAAUUCGAUGCGCACCGAGCCGACUUCCGCAGCACCAUCGAUACCCUGGAGAUGGCUAGUACUGAAACUGAGCGAGUGUAUGAAAAGCGCAUCGACGAACUCAUGGGAGAGAUUCGAGAGCUCGAGUCUCGCACUGAUGAUGUAGAUGUGGUUGCCCGGCAAUUGAAGCAGCUUGAAGAGUUGGUACAAGAAUUGGAGGAGGGCCUCGAAGAUGCACGACGUGGCGAAGCCGAAGCCAGAGGGGAGGUCGAAUUCCUUCGCGGUGAAGUCGAGCGAACGCGUACCGAGCUGCGCCGCGAACGCGAGAAAGCCUCAGCUACGAUGAACGGCUCCGGAGGCCCAUCAAACGGCGAUCGGGCUUCUGUAUCCAAGGAACUCGAGCAGAAGGAAGACGAGAUUCGAGGGCUGAAGGCUAUCAUCCACUCCCUCAGUCGAGAUUCUGUCCCCGAUACCGAGAAACCGGAAGACCCCUCGAUCCGCGAGAACGCUAUGGCGCGCGAGAAGUUGGAGAGAGAGCUCGCGGAGCUUCGUGCCGUUGUCAAGGACAAGAACCACCGCGAGGAGGAACUUGAGCGGGAGGUGGAGAUGCUGCGUAGGGGUAGCGCCACAACUCAACGAUCUGGUUCCAUGACAAACGGUGGCGCCCAGCGCUCGUCACUCCGCGACUCACGUGACACCGUGGUGUUGACGCGGAACAACGAGCCUCGAUCCCCCGAGGCGACGCACAAGCGUGGCCGCACCUUGGACACCAUGCCUGAGAGCGAUACCUACUCAUCAGUUACUGAGAAUAGCACUCUCUGGUGCGAGAUCUGUGAGACUGGCGGUCACGACAUUCUCACCUGCACCAACAUGUUCGGCACCGACGGCGGCAAGACCAAUGGUGACGGGAGGUCCAUCAAGGACGUGACAAGAGAAGCGUUGAAGCCCAUGGACGAUGAGCACAAGCCCCCUCCUCUGUCGCCGAGACCCAAGGCAUCAUCUUCUCCUCCGGCUACCCUGCCUGCUGCUCCCCCAAUCGUCAAGAUCCUGCCCAACCCCAUGGAUAAUGGACCUGUUGCUGGCAAGGAUAGCGGCGUGGUAGACAACUCCAAGUGGUGCGCCCUUUGCGAGAGAGACGGGCACGACAGUGUCGAUUGUCCGUUUGAAGAUGCGUUCUAG
This is a messenger RNA of Colletotrichum chrysophilum, 2496 nucleotides long. RefSeq lists its product as uncharacterized. The record is from RefSeq and is a predicted model, not a curated record. The coding region runs from base 1 to 2496 and encodes 831 amino acids. NCBI's taxonomy places the organism in Eukaryota, Fungi, Ascomycota, Sordariomycetes, Glomerellales, Glomerellaceae. The transcript has 2 exons.